Molecule: messenger RNA, 1187 nt
Organism: Leptopilina heterotoma
Lineage: Eukaryota; Metazoa; Arthropoda; Insecta; Hymenoptera; Figitidae
Product: protein lethal(2)essential for life-like
Exons: 2
Coding region: 173-829 (218 amino acids)
Biological process (GO): response to heat; protein refolding
Molecular function (GO): protein folding chaperone
Source: RefSeq, a predicted model, not a curated record
UGCACUGCUUCGUUGUGUGUCAGAGAGGAAAUUUUUCUCUUAACGAUUACAAUUCGGUGAUAUCAAGAGUUUUUGAAAUCUUUUUUUUUUCUUUGUAUUGAAAAGAAGUGAUUAAGUGAUUUUUGGAGAAAGGAAAGUUACAGUGUUUUUUUGUGUAAAAGAAGAAAAGAAAAUGUCACUCGUUCCAAUGAUGUUCUCAAAAUGGUGGGAGGAUUUGGAGCAUCCCCAUCACGUUUUCGAUCAACAUUUUGGCCAUGGACUUCAUCCUGAGGAUUUGGAAUUAUCGAUUUCUCCCUAUCAUGACCUUGUGUCUAGACCUCAUAUUUUGCAUCGCCGGCUCGCUCACCGACGCCAUCCAUACGACAGGAGUCUUGCUUUGACACAAAGGUCAGGCGGUACCUCCACUGUUCAUACCGACAAGCAAAAGUUCAACGUGAGCUUGGACGUUCAACAAUUCAAACCGGAGGAAAUAACGGUAAAAGUGGUCGGCAACAAUGUAAUUGUCGAAGGAAAGCACGAGGAACAAAAGGACGAGCACGGAUGGAUUUCGCGACAAUUCUCAAGGAAGUAUCUGGUUCCUGAACAAUGUGACAUUGAAAAAUUGACAUCAAGUCUCUCGUCUGAUGGAGUAUUGGCAAUCAAUGCACCGCGAAAGGAUCUUCCCAUUGAGGAUAAAAAGGAGCGAGUUAUCGAAAUUCAACACACUGGUACACCGGCCAUUAAGGAUUCAGCCAACAAGUCGAUUGAUUCGCAAAAAGAAGCGGCGUCACAGACAAAUAAAAGUCCAGCUCAACCACGAGCUGCUGAAAAAAUUGUAAAAGCUGCCUAAAAAGGUAGCUUUCUUUUUGUACUUUUUUUUGUAUGUACUAUUUUCACGCGCGUAAUUCAAUUACGAUUAUUAUUAUUAUUAUUACAAUUAGUCAUUUAUCGUUCAACGAAGUAUUAUUUAAUUUUCCAGUGAGACUACUUCAGCAUUUAGUUUAUAACCUGUUUCAAUACCAGAAAGUGAUAAAUAUGUGAUUUUUUUUAAAUACUAAAACUAAUUUAAGUUCUAAUUUUAUAACAUAUACAAUUGCAUUUGUAUCGAAAAGAGAGACGUGAGAAGAGAUUUUUCUGUCACUGGAUAUUUGUGAAAAUGUGUUUUCUGAAUGAAAAUUAAUACGAAAUAAAUUUUGAAACAAAGAAAA